CCUCAGCCACACCAACCGACACUCCACCGAGAAACGAACACUGAAAAGCCGAACGGAUCAAACCCUCUCAAGCUCCAGGGCCACCAUGUUCCGAUCACUACUCCCAUCACUGCGACCAACGCUCACCGCCACCACCGCUGCUGCUGCGACCCAACCCCAGCACCGCUCCCUCCACUUGUUGGGUACCCACCUUCUCGACCACAAAACCGUCCCAAUCGCCCUCACCUCCUUCUACGGCAUCGGCCACCACACCGCCGCCCAAAUCUGCGCAAAGCUCAUGAUCCACAGAACCUGCAAAGUCCAAGACCUCUCCGAAUACAAAAUCAACGACCUCUCGAAGGUGUUGACGGACAUGACCAUUGAAUCCGAUUUGAUCAGAAAGAUGCAGGCGUCGAUUAUGAGGUUGAGGACGAUUGGGACGUAUAGAGGAAAACGACAUGCGGCUGGGUUGCCUGUUAGGGGUCAGAGGACGAAUAAUAACAUUAAGACCGCGAAGAAGCUCAACAGGGUUGACAGGAGGCGUUAAGCAGAUGAAGUGGGGAAACGGGGUAUGAGAGGUAGCGAAAGUGCGAGCGGGGAGUGCAUUGGGUUAGGAGUGGAGGUUGUUGCUGUUGAGCCUUUUGCUGUUCAAGUCAGGCCUGACUUGAUCAGGACCGCUCAGAAGGAAAACGGAGGAGGUGCUGGCGUGGAGCAUUUGGUGUACGAGUAUCAUUGAAACAGAGCAUUUCACGAAUACUGAAUAUGCAAAUUACCCAUAACUACGUGCGAUCCCUCGUCGAUGACCUGUCCCGAACGUCGUACCGGUAACAUGUCCUGUG
Molecule: messenger RNA, 818 nt
Organism: Saitoella complicata NRRL Y-17804
Lineage: Eukaryota; Fungi; Ascomycota; Saitoellomycetes; Saitoellales; Saitoellaceae
Product: ribosomal protein S13
Exons: 1
Coding region: 86-526 (146 amino acids)
Biological process (GO): translation
Cellular component (GO): small ribosomal subunit; ribosome; mitochondrion
Molecular function (GO): RNA binding; structural constituent of ribosome
Source: RefSeq, a predicted model, not a curated record